AUGGGGAUGGCAUCAUCCUGGGCCAUCUGGAUAGCCUCAGUGAUAACUUGGGUUGCCUCAGAGACAUCAUCAGUUGAAGAGAUGGAGAGGGAGUCAGGGAGACAAGUGUCCAGGGAGGGGGAGGAGGAGGAAGGGGAGGAGCCAGGUCAGGCCAGCCAGCCAGUUAAGAUUCUCUCACGAUCUGAUCUGGAGAAGAACAUGGAGAAAAACAAGAAUAAGCUGAUUCUCCUCCACAUCUAUUCACACACAAAGAAAGGGGAAGUGGAGAAUAUGGAGAGGAGAAUUGUUGAGAAAAUCAGUCAUGCAAUAUUCCUGGAUGCUGAUUUGGAUGAAGAUUGGACAAUGGACUUCUUCUGGACAAAAGAAGGCAAAAAAAGGAGCAAAUACUUCCUUGUCGUGUUUUCACCAACCAAAGUGGAUUUUGAUGCCAUUCAUAGUCUUUUUUCCCAAUGGGGUAUAACCCCAUUGGGGUAUACCCAAAUGGGUCCUUCUGGACCCAUUUGGGGUGUACCCGAAUGGGUACACCAUACGGUGGUAUAUGGUAUCAGAGUGAAGUGAUCACAAAGUGAAAGUGUGAAAAACAUUGCCUGGAAAUGGAAAUGUUCGUAUUUGGAUUUUUUAUUUAAUCCAUUGGGGAAAAAAUUCAAAAAGUAUUUAAGACAUUAAUUUAUUAACUACAAGAUACAAAGAGGAAAAGAUACAAAAAUCAUUGUAGAUACAAAAAAUCAUGAAGGUUAAUAAAUAGACUUCCACAAUCAGGC
Molecule: messenger RNA, 761 nt
Organism: Darwinula stevensoni
Lineage: Eukaryota; Metazoa; Arthropoda; Ostracoda; Podocopida; Darwinulidae
Source: the annotation of a GenBank genome assembly